UGUCGCUAGAGGCCGCAGAAUGACAAAUACCACACUGAAACAGUGUUAUCAGAGGCCGCCGCUCUCUCAAGUACAGACUUCGAGAUGCUGCUCAAUUAAAGGCCGAAACCCACGGUCUGCUCACAUCACUCUCAAAUGCGCUGUCCAAUGCCGCCAUUGUCGUAGAUGAGAGUUUUUCCUUGGGACGAAGAGACAUAUUCUGAUUCUGAUUAUGACACUGAUGAUGACAGCGUCCACGAUUUGCAGGGCGAUACUGAGCUAAAGCAACUUUACGCCAGCACAAAAUCAGCCAUAACAUCGCUCAUGCGGAUAUCUAUGGCCACACGAGAGCCGGUGCCAAACCGUCAGGCAAGAAGUAUCGAUAAGUCCCAUUUCGAGCAGCACGACAUGCCGCGUAUCCAAGCCAAGUUCCCUUCUGCGCCGCAGUAUUUGAGCGAAAGGCUUGGUCGGGCCAUAUCCAGUUGUCAGAGUUCAGUGAAGAACUGUACGCAAAGGGAAGAAUUUGAGGAUUGUACUGGGGUUGUAUUGGGUGAAGCUACGAACAGUAUAUAUAGGUGAGUAGCUGUAAACAACGCUAGUGUGACGUGGCAGUCACUCUCAUGGAGGUGAGGUACAACAG
Messenger RNA from Macroventuria anomochaeta, 619 nucleotides. RefSeq lists its product as uncharacterized. Bases 166 to 558 code for a protein of 130 amino acids. Lineage: Eukaryota; Fungi; Ascomycota; Dothideomycetes; Pleosporales; Didymellaceae. The record is from RefSeq and is a predicted model, not a curated record. The transcript is spliced from 2 exons.